Messenger RNA from Meriones unguiculatus (Mongolian gerbil), 4849 nucleotides. It is a transcript of the gene Mmp25, whose product is annotated as matrix metallopeptidase 25. Gene Ontology annotation, molecular function: zinc ion binding; metalloendopeptidase activity. The record is from RefSeq and is a predicted model, not a curated record. Bases 380 to 2224 code for a protein of 614 amino acids. Lineage: Eukaryota; Metazoa; Chordata; Mammalia; Rodentia; Muridae. The transcript has 10 exons. Gene Ontology annotation, biological process: proteolysis; collagen catabolic process; extracellular matrix organization. Gene Ontology annotation, cellular component: extracellular matrix.
UCUGGGAACAGAAACUUACAGGCGGAGGCCGUGAGGAGAGGGCACGCCGCCUGGCUGGCCCCACCGCUAGCCCUCGGACUCCUAGGAGAGUCCCUGGGUCCCGGUGGAGAGUCCCCGGCCCGGCUCUCGGCUGCGCCGGCUGGCGGACACGCCCUCCCUAGCCCCGCCCUCGGCGCGCCUCGGGGAGCCCGCUCCGCUCCGGCUUCCACUAGCAGGUGGGGCAGCUGGCGCCGGGCCCGGGCUGGACAGCACCUGGGGGGCCAGGCGAGGCCGCCGCGGUGGACUCUCUCCCGGACCUCCGGCCCCCGCCGCGCCUCCUCCCAGCACCCCCCACUUGCCAGCCCCACCCGGGCCCCGGGCUCUCAGCGCCCAGCCCAGGAUGCGUCUCCCGGGAUGCCGGACCUCCUGCACCCAGCUCCACUGCCCUGCGUCGGCUCUCUCGAUCUCCGCCGGGUCCCCGACCUUCUCGAGACCUCCAGGGUGGCCGCAGUCCGGGCCCCUUCGAGGGACCCCGCGGCCCGUCCGGGGCCUCGUGCGGCCGCGGGCGCUCCGUCUCCGGCUGCUGGCGCUUCUGUGGGCUCUGCUGCCGCCGGCGCGCGCUCCGAGUCCCAGCGCGCAGGACGUGAGCCUGGGCGUGGACUGGUUGACUCGCUACGGCUACUUGCCGCCGGCGGAUCCUACCCAAGCCCAGCUGCAGAGCCGCCAGAGGCUGCAGGAUGCCAUCAAAGUCAUGCAGAGAUUUGCCGGGCUGCCCGAGACGGGCCAAAUGGACCCGGUGACAAUAGCCACCAUGCACAAGCCCCGCUGCUCACUGCCUGACAUCCUGGGGCCUGCCGGGCUGGUGAGGCGCCGGCGUCGCUAUGCUCUGAGCGGCAGCGUGUGGAAGAAGCGAACCCUGACGUGGAGCAUCCAGUCCUUCUCCCAGAGCUCGCAGCUGAGUCGGGAGACCGUGCGGACCCUCAUGAGCUAUGCUCUGUCUGCCUGGGCUGUCGAGUCAAACCUCACAUUCCAGGAGGUGGAUUCUCGGCAUCCGGAGCCUGACAUCCUUAUCCACUUUGCCCGGGCCUACCACCAGGACAGUUAUCCCUUUGACGGGCCCGGUGGUACCCUGGCUCAUGCCUUCUUCCCUGGGGAGCACCCCAUCUCUGGAGACACUCACUUUGAUGACGAGGAGACCUGGACCUUCAGGUCAGAAGAUGACAAAGGAAUUGACCUCUUUGCAGUAGCAGUUCACGAGUUCGGCCACGCCCUCGGGCUCGGCCACUCUUCUGCCCCCAGCUCCAUCAUGCGGCCUUUCUACCAGGGCCCAGUGGGCGACCCUGACAAAUACCGCUUGUCCCAGGAUGACCGUGACGGACUGCAGCAGCUCUAUGGAAAGGCGUCCCAAACUCCUUACGACAAGCCCACAAGGAAACCCCUGGCUCCGCCCCCCAGGCCUCCAGUCAUGCCCCCUGACAGCCCGUCCACGCCCGUGCCUGACCGCUGUGAGGGCAAUUUCGACGCCAUCGCCAACAUCCGAGGGGAGAUAUUCUUCUUCAAAGGCCCGUGGUUCUGGCGCGUCCAGCCCUCAGGACAGCUGGUGUCACCCCGGCCCGCUCGGCUGUACCGCUUUUGGGAGGGGCUGCCAACCCACGUGAAGGUCAUCCAGGCCGCCUACGCCCGACCCCUGGAUGGCCGAAUCAUUCUCUUCAGUGGCCCUCAGUUCUGGGUGUUCCGGGACCGGCAGCUGGAGGGCCCGGCGCGGCCCCUGGCUGAGUUCGGGCUGCCCCUGGGCGAGGAGGUGGAUGCCGUGUUCUCGUGGCCGCUCAACGGCAAGACCUACCUGAUCCGGGGCCAGCGCUACUGGCGGUACGACGAGGCGGCUGCGCGCUUGGACCCCGGCUACCCCCGCGCCCUGAGCCUCUGGGAGGGGGCGCCCCCCGCCCCAGACGAUGUCACCAAUGGCAACACAGGCGACACCUACUUCUUCAAGGGCACCCAUUUCUGGCGCUUUGCGAAGGGCAGUGUCAAAUCCGAGCCGGACUCCCCCCAGCCCAUGGGGCCCACGUGGCUGGACUGUCCCCACCCCAGCUCGGGUCCUCGAGCCCCCACCCCCCCGAAAACGACCCCUCAGACCAGAAGCUGUAAUUGUCACUGCGAGCUCAAUCAAGCCUCUGAGCAGCUCUUCCCGACGCCCCUGCUGCCCCUCCUGCCCCUGCUGGCUGGAGCCCUCUUCUCGUGCUGAAACCCGGCCCUUCCCAGCUGCAGGGAGCCGGGGUCCCGCAGCUGGGCCUGGCCCAGGGUCCCGGGACGCCUCGGAGCCUCACAGGGGCACAGAGCUGGGCGGUUCCCGCCGGAGCACCCGGACACCUCGGGCGUCCCGGCUUGCAGUUGGCGCGCGGGGGCUGUGGCCGCAGGCAGGGCGGCCGCCAGGAGGCGGUGUGCACCCUUCUCCGCCGCCGAGAACGCGGAUCGAACCCAGCGCCCGCCCUCCGCUGUGGCUCCGCGAACGAAGGGGACAGCGUACCUAGGCUGUGAGCUGGCUCCUGCCGAGCUGACUCGCUUUCUGGGGAUGUGCGCUCCCGAUUCUCCACAACUGGUCGUACUGGUGACAUGCGGUGACAGUAACCUGCCUAGAUGGUUAAACGGGACCGAGGUCGAACCCCAGUACCCCCCGAAGCCGAUGAUACGGUUCCGAGGCUUCUUGCCAUGCUCUCCCCCUUUACAGUCGCUGCCCCAGGGCAGGGAGGUAGAGCCAGCGCUGCUAACCUCCUCUGAGCGUGUGCUUCAGGUCCUGGCUGACGUCAGCGGUGACGUGGAUGGGAUUUCUCCGUGUUUGGCCCCGCUGGUGUCAUCUCAGGCCCCCCUCAUCCCAGCACACAACCUGGAGGUUCACCCCGAACUCAGGACUGCCUGAUUCAGUUGGAAGGGAGCCCGCCGGACCUGCCUCUGUCACCAACUGAAGGUUCCUCUCAGCCCAGCUUGGCUCCCACCCGCACGGUGCUGCGGCAAAGGCAGGACCCUCACAGCGGUGCUGCUGCUGCUGCCUCCUCCUCCUCCUCCCCGUUCCCCUUCUAACAUUUUAGUUUUAAUUCUGGGUCUGCGCGGAUGGGGGUGGGGUGCCUGUGAGUACAGGAGCCUGAGGGUACCAGAGGUGCUGGAUCCUCUUGGAGCUGGAGCUGCUGUGAGUCCCGAGUCAGGGACGUAGGACUCGGGCCUCUACAAGAGCAGCUUUUAACCGCCGAGCCCGGCUGCAGUCUCUCCCGUUGCCUUCUUGGCACUCCCAGGGUGAGGAGCGAAGUCUGAGGCAGCUUCCUUCAACCCAGCUUCCUCAUAGAGUCAUGACCUAGAUCAUUGCUUCUAGAAUAGUCCAUAUCAGAAUCAUCUCAUGGGAAUUAUUUUUUUUCAAGGCUCCGUGUGUGUGUGUGUGGGGGGGGGGCCCUGGCUGUCCUGGAACUCAUCAUGUAGACCAGGCUGACGUUAACUCACAGAGAUGUGUCUGCCUCCGUCUUCCCAGUGCUGGGAUCAAAGCCGUGCGCCACCACCAUUCAACUUCCCAUCGGUGUUUGGGAAUGCAGAUUCUAGGCUGGAGACAUGGCCCGGAGGUUAAGAGCACAGGCUGCCCUUCCAAAAGUCCUGAGUUCAAUUCCCAGAAACCACAUGGAGGCUCAUAGCUCAUCAUCUCUAUAACGAGAUCUGGUGCCAUCUGCUGGACUGCAGACAUACAUGUAUUCUGUAUAAAUAAUAAAUAAAUAAAUCUUAAAAAAAAAAAAAAAAACAAAAAAAAACAAAAAAAGAAUGCAGAUUCCAUUCCCUUCAUUCUGGGGAACUGACAGUCUGGGAGAUGUGAGCUGUGAGGGACUGGGGCACUGGUCUUCUCAGAGCGCUGCCUUCUCUCCCAGGGACCACCUCUCCUUGUGUUCUCACAGUUCUUGUUUCCUUGAAGGAAUGAAUGCAGCCGAGGCAUUGGCAGUUUGAGUCCUUCAUUCAGUAAGGCAAAAGAACCAAGCUGGCCAAGCAGAGUCUUCUGAGAAGAGAUUGAGUGGGCUACCCCAAGGUGGGAAGCAGCCUAAUGGACUCAACCAGUGAUGUUUUAUUAUGAAUACCUAUGAGGUGGAAUAUUUAUUGGGUAAUAGGACCCUUUCUCCUCAAAUCAUGGUGGGCCAAAUCUUCCUUUUAGGAUAAUUCCAUUGUUAGCUCCACAAAAGGGAAGGGGUGUCCAAAGGCUUCAGACCUGUUGUUGGCGCAGGUAUAUAGGUUGAGGGUCCUUGCCGGUUAGUUUCUGGGGAGCUUCAAGGACGGACAAGCUGACUGUCAGGAGGCAGUACCAGGAUGCAGCUCUAGUUUCCUCUCAUCACCCUCUCUUCCUGUCUGCAGGAUGGUCUCUGCUGGAUUCUGGGGGGGAUUUCAGAGAAGCCAUUUCACUCGCAGUUUAGUGUGGGGCCCUGCUGGAUAAGGGUGAAGUCUCUGGAGAGCCAGUUGUUUGUGCUCCAUCUGUGAUGCUAGACUCCCUUUUCCAGGCAGGGUUCCAAGAGUCUUCCCCCACCCCAUCUGAGUGAUCUCAGGUCUUGCAAGGAGGCAGGUCCCUUCCCCAAUAAGGAAACUGCUGUAGCAAGCAUCUAGGAAUUCCUAGAAAUGUUCCCCCCCCCCCGCUAAGGCUUAGUCCAGCAGUGACCUUCAGCUGGACUUGGAGAUCCCCCAGGCCCUACAUUGGAUAAUUAAGUGCUGUAUUUUCCUUCUUGUGUCAAGUAUCCCUGACCCCCUGGCCCCAUGGAACCAAACACAUUCACCCUUGAAAUAUCUCCCUCUUUCCGGGGUUUACAUUGCCCUUGAUUUCACAUGAAUAAAGGUUUGCGUUUUCUCACUUCAA